CGCGCCCGCCAGGCCAGCCAGCCACCACCGUCCACCACCACCAUGCUCGCGAGGGCUCCUCCACGGCCGUGCUCCACCGCCGGCGCCGUUAAUGCUUCCGGCGACGAGCACAGCACGAGGACGUGGAGGCCCGUUGUUGGCGGCGCUGGCCUCGCCAGCGGACCACCAAGAGCCGCCGCCGGUGGCGUCAGGCUCGUCGCGGUGAGGCACGGGAGGACGACGACGACGACGACGAUCGUGGCUGCGGCCGCCGGCGAGAGGCGGGCAGCCGGGCCGGGGACGGAGCCGGUGACGGCGGUGGUGGCUGCUCCUAAUGGGUCGUCGUCGGCCGUCGCAGGUAUCAGCACCCUCUUGACAUCGACUGUGGGGAAAUCGACAAAUAUCCUGUGGCAUGAUUGUCCCAUUGGGCAGAACGAGAGACAGAAUUUGCUGAACCAGAAGGGUUGUGUUGUGUGGAUCACUGGUCUAAGUGGUUCAGGAAAAAGCACGCUCGCAUGUGCGCUGAGCCGUGAGUUGCACAUUAGAGGCCAUCUGACAUACGUCCUCGACGGCGAUAAUCUCAGGCAUGGGUUGAACCGGGACCUCAGCUUCAAAGCAGAAGAUCGUGCUGAAAACAUACGCAGAGUAGGGGAAGUAGCAAAGCUAUUCGCAGAUGCUGGCCUGAUCUGCAUUGCUAGCUUGAUAUCACCUUACAGAAGUGAUCGAAGUGCAUGUCGCAGUUUACUACCAAAGUCUUCGUUUAUAGAGGUCUUCCUAAACGCUCCACUGGAAGUAUGCGAAGCGAGAGAUCCAAAAGGCCUGUACAAGCUUGCACGUGCUGGCAGAAUCAAAGGUUUUACUGGCAUUGAUGAUCCUUACGAAGCACCAUCCGAUUGUGAGAUUGUGAUCCAUUGUAAAGUUGGGGACUGCCCUUCACCUAAAUCAAUGGCUGAUCAAGUUGUGUCAUAUCUUGAGACGAAUGGUUUCCUCCAUGACUAGACAUGGAUGUAUAUGCAACGCAACACAUCUUGUAUAUAGCAGCAAUUGGGGUGGCACUGCCAAUGUUACCUAUCUGAGUACCCGACGAAUGCUAAUGAAUUAUCUAGUUUCUUAAGUCAGAUUGAUAAUUUGGUUCAUCAGUUAUCAAGAACUUGUUUGUACUGUGGUCUUAGAUUGCACACAUGUACAGGGUGAUGUGUUGCUGACUUGCUGCUUGUGAUGCAAUGCAAAUUGUGGACUGUGGAGGAUGAUUUGUUUCAGCUGCUGGCAGUGUAAUAUGAUGGUUGGGUCGUGUUGCUUUUUAACACGAAACAAGAUAUGGCUAUGUUCAAGAAAGAGUGCAGCCUGACAAAGUUGCUUAA
Messenger RNA from Sorghum bicolor (sorghum), 1340 nucleotides. Its product is annotated as adenylyl-sulfate kinase 3. Gene Ontology annotation, molecular function: adenylylsulfate kinase activity; ATP binding. NCBI's taxonomy places the organism in Eukaryota, Viridiplantae, Streptophyta, Magnoliopsida, Poales, Poaceae. Bases 43 to 978 code for a protein of 311 amino acids. The record is from RefSeq and is a predicted model, not a curated record. The transcript has 7 exons. Gene Ontology annotation, biological process: sulfate assimilation.